Messenger RNA from Halteromyces radiatus, 1435 nucleotides. RefSeq lists its product as uncharacterized. Gene Ontology annotation, cellular component: cytoplasm. The record is from RefSeq and is a predicted model, not a curated record. Gene Ontology annotation, molecular function: allantoinase activity; cobalt ion binding; zinc ion binding. Bases 32 to 1435 code for a protein of 467 amino acids. The transcript is spliced from 3 exons. Gene Ontology annotation, biological process: allantoin catabolic process; purine nucleobase catabolic process. Lineage: Eukaryota; Fungi; Mucoromycota; Mucoromycetes; Mucorales; Cunninghamellaceae.
GUUGAUUUUGACAAAAAAUAAUAAUAAUACCAUGACUACCACACAACAACAAUAUUUAUUGGUCAAAGCAGAAAAAGCUAUUUUAUCACCUCAACAUGCCACUGCACCUACUCAAGUUUUAAUUGACCAAACCACUGGCAAGAUUAUACAAAUCGGUCAAGCUAUUGACAUUCCCAAAGAUACCCAAAUUCUGACUUUAGAUAAUGAUCAACUUUUGAUGCCUGGUCUUGUUGAUGCUCAUGUCCAUUUGAAUGAACCUGGACGUACGGAAUGGGAAGGAUUUGAAACAGGGACCAAAGCUGCAGCUGCUGGAGGGAUUACCACGGUGAUUGAUAUGCCUUUGAAUGCUAUUCCACCUACAACGACACCUGACAAUCUGGAUAUCAAACUGAAUGCGGCCAAAGGACAAUUACAUGUGGAUGUUGGUUUCUGGGGUGGCGUGAUUCCUGACAAUAGUCAACACUUACCUGCGUUACUUGAUCGUGGUGUACGUGGAUUUAAAUGUUUCUUGAUCGAAUCUGGUGUGGAUGAAUUCCCAUGUGUGAAUGAAGAACAAGUUCGUUUAGCCAUGGAUCAAAUGAUUCAUUCUGAUAAGGUGCUUUUAUUCCAUGCCGAAAUGGACUGUGAUCAUUGUAGCAAUAAUACAAAAGAAUUGGAUCCUCGUACGUAUAAUAGUUUUUUACAAUCAAGACCUCAACAAUUGGAAACAACCGCCAUUGACAUGAUCAUCCGUUUGACACGUGAAUAUUAUGAAAAGGGAACACCUGUCAAUACUCAUAUUGUUCAUCUCUCUGCCGCUGAUGCUCUGCCUGCCAUCCGCCAAGCCAAGAAGGAUCAUUUACCUCUCACUGUCGAAACUUGCUUCCAUUACUUGAAUUUUGCCUCUGAAACGAUUCAAGACGGUGCUACUCAUUUCAAAUGUUGUCCUCCUAUUCGUGAAGCCAAUAACCGGGAAGCCCUUUGGACGGCUCUUUUGGAUGGCACUAUCGAUUAUGUCGUCAGUGAUCAUUCUCCUUGUACUGCUCAACUCAAACGAUUGGAUACUGGUGAUUUCGGACAAGCCUGGGGUGGAAUUGCUUCUGUACAAUUUGGAUUACAUAUACUUUGGACAGAAGGUCGUCGUCGUGGUGUAACACUUCAACAAUUGAUUCACUGGUUGAGCAAGGUACCAGCGGAACGAACACAAUUACAUCAUCGAAAAGGAGAAAUCAAGGUUGGAAAUGAUGCUGAUUUAGUGAUCUGGCGUCCUGAAGCUUCAUGGAAGGUGGAUGUCAAGGAUAUUCAUUUCAAGAAUAAAUUAUCUCCCUAUGUCGGUACUACCUUUUAUGGUGUGGUGGAUCAAACCAUUGUUCGUGGUCAAACUGUGUUUGAUCGCUCUUCUUCUUCUUCUUCUUCUUUUGCCUCUGUGCCUCUUGGUCAAACUUUAUUAGAAUAG